CAUAGCGUGCACACAUGUUAGGACUCCUUUAUAUAUAGAUAUUCGCGGUACCAUUAGUGCCGGACAGUUGAAACAUUCGGCGCGAGAAUCUCGUCGCUCGGUGAUCCAUUCAAAUAAUCUUAGGAGAGGACUGUAGAGGAGAGGCUUGUUAUUCAAUCAUCUUGUGCAUUCGUAUAAGCCUCUGCGGAGUGUUACAUUUCAUGUUGAGAGCGACCACGAGAGGCAGAAGGAUCAACACGUGUCUUGAAAGCAGAAUCGGUGUUUUUCAGUGUUAUUUUAAGUGAAUUAUGAAAAUCUUUACGUUCCUCGGACUGUGCGGCCUUGUCGCGGCACAGAGCCGUGAAUAUCCUUAUGAAAAAUCCGAUUACCGAGAUGUCAAUGCUACUAGACGACGGAGCAAAAUCGCGGAACCUCGGAUAUCUCUGAAACUAGCCAAGGCCAUCAGCGCUGCUAGCACUAUUGACGAAUUUUUGAAUUUGGUCACCGACGGUCGGAAUCAGUCGAAGAACUUCCACUCUACCGACAGCUUCGAUGGCCUAGAACGAUCGAUGGGAGCUCUGACAAGAUCAGCAGGCUGCAUACCAGAAUUUAAAGCUGUUCGCAUCUACGAUGAAGUUCCAUCCGAACCAGAUAUCAUGUACUUUCCGGAGUGCGUUCGCAUCAACCGGUGUGGUGGAUGCUGCAGCCGGUUGCUCGAAUGCAAGCCAAGGAACGCUAGGAAAAAAAAUGUCGAAUUUGUCGUGUCAAAGAUACUUCCGAACGGGGAAAUCUUACCAUACGAGAAGAAAAUCGUGUCUCUUUUGGAACACAUCGAUUGCGAGUGCGAUUGCAAACUCAAGGCGAAGGAUUGUCCCCCUAAAGCGAAGUACUAUGAGGAUGAAUGUGAAUGCAAAUGCCAAAACGAGGAAGACGAACAGAAGUGUGCAAACGAGCAUCCAGUCAAGGAAUGGGACCAUACGACUUGCUCCUGUCACUGCAGAGAAGAGGAAAUUUGCAGCACAGGCAUGCAGCUCAAUCGGGAAACGUGCAGAUGCGAGAUGGAAUCAACUGCGAGAAGACAGACGGAAUCACCGAGACCGAUUUGGAGGGAUUAUCACGAUUUUGGUGAAUAUUCCGGACCUCGGCGAAGAGGUAACAAGGACGAUCCCGAAUACUAGUUGGAGUAAUGAGGACUGAUAGCUGCAUAAAAAUCAGUAGAUUUCUCGAUGGUAAUUGAAGACUCAUGAAGCAGGAGCGAUUCUUGGAAAAUAUCCAUUGAUCGUGCGCCCCACGCAGAAGUAUUGAUGAUGAAACUGGACAUGAAUUCCGAACUAAAAUUAUUACGUCGAGCUUCUUUCUUCAGCCAAUUUUGGCGCUCGCACUCCUUCCAACUUCAUUUUUCGCGUAUUUUCUUCCCAGAAAGUGAAGUACCGAAAUAUACUCGCAGAAUCUACCUCCAUUUCUGGAUGAUUCAUGCUGGUUCGAAUCGUCCGUCAAACCAAACAUAUCGAGGUGCCUGUGGCUGCAACUUUUUCUUUUUAGUUCCUUAAUGCGGUUCUUGAAACGACUACUAUUAUAACCUCCCAUGCUUCAAUAAGAUCAUGCGGAAAAAAUGCUUUCUAGUUGAUAUGUCAACAGACGAGAGUGAAUAAUCAAAAAAACGAAGUAAACAUGAAAGUACACAUUUCAAGACACGAGUACAUAACUCGAUUCUCCAACAGUCUCGUUUGUUUUCAAUGCUCAGGCUUGAAAUCAAAUUUUUUGUUUUUGGACUCAUAUUUUAACUUUAACUUUUCAUUGUACCAUGCCAAAAUGUAACUGAUAAAUUCACGACUCGUAUUUUCUCUUCGUUCAUAUUAUAAGGCUCUGUUAAUCUUUUUCAUGUUAUUUGAAAACUAAAAAAAACAUAUUUUUCUCUGCAACGUGCUCGUACUAUGAUUGUUAAAUUAGUGAUAUGAAUUUUCAGUUUGUAUAGUUGAUGUUUUGUAAAUAGAAAAUAAAAAAAAAAAGUUUUCCUCUUCCAUGUAAAUUUAUUCCACAGAAUUUCUCUAGUUCCAUUAAUUAAGUAAUUCGUUAAGUGAUCCAAGGAUUUCGGAGUGUCGAAAUGCAAUGUCAGAGAGCAAAUUAUAUUUUGUUGAUUUUCUUAUUCCAUUUUCUCCCCUCGAUACUGUAAUUUUUAAAUACACUCUGAAAUAAAAUCGACGAUCGAAAGAAACCCAAGCAAGGUAUCUUCAAGUUGAAAAAAUCCAAUGAGAUUUGUAAUAUUAAAGGAAAUUACAGAUAAGUGUAGCAUCAGUGCUGACUAUGAUGAAUUAUUAUCGACUGUCGAAACAAUAGAAUGGAUCGAACUGUAUAAAUUAAUCGACUGAGAAAUUGUAUUCGAACAAUGAUAAUAAAAUUAUUUUGUUUCGUUGA
This is a messenger RNA of Venturia canescens, 2394 nucleotides long. RefSeq names its product vascular endothelial growth factor D-like (gene Pvf1). Gene Ontology annotation, molecular function: growth factor activity; growth factor receptor binding. The transcript has 5 exons. Bases 288 to 1157 code for a protein of 289 amino acids. NCBI's taxonomy places the organism in Eukaryota, Metazoa, Arthropoda, Insecta, Hymenoptera, Ichneumonidae. Gene Ontology annotation, cellular component: membrane. The record is from RefSeq and is a predicted model, not a curated record. Gene Ontology annotation, biological process: positive regulation of cell population proliferation; positive regulation of protein autophosphorylation.